This is a messenger RNA of Trichoderma citrinoviride, 5797 nucleotides long. Its product is annotated as phosphatidylinositol-4-kinase. Gene Ontology annotation, biological process: phosphatidylinositol-mediated signaling; phosphatidylinositol phosphate biosynthetic process. Bases 50 to 5797 code for a protein of 1915 amino acids. Gene Ontology annotation, molecular function: 1-phosphatidylinositol 4-kinase activity. The record is from RefSeq and is a predicted model, not a curated record. NCBI's taxonomy places the organism in Eukaryota, Fungi, Ascomycota, Sordariomycetes, Hypocreales, Hypocreaceae. The transcript has 4 exons. Gene Ontology annotation, cellular component: cytoplasm; plasma membrane.
CAUCACCCAGUAGUGCUAGCCGGAGCUCUGCGACACCGGAACUGCGACCAUGACGCGCGACAUCCGCGCCAGAGCGCUCGAGAAGAUUGCGCUGCUCUCGGCAGCGAGCUCUGCGACUGCGACGGACAAGACAGACCUCGAUCGACUGUACAAGGCGUGCCAUUCUGGAGGACGGGGAGGCGAACAUGGCCGGUCCGGGCCUGAUUCCAAGCCAAACGGCUCUCUGGGGAUUUCCAUUCGCGAGUUUGAGGUCCUCCUCGCGCUCUGCAAGACGGCGCCGAAUAUCCAAUCCAGCCAAAGUGCUCAGAAGCUCUCUUACCGAUUGAUUCCUUACAUGCUCGACAUUCAUACUCAAGUUUUCGUCCCCUCGCCCUUCUUUCGCAAGAUCGAACCAUCCCCGACAGAGUCGCUCGCCUUCCACGUUACAGCUGCGUUGUUGUCGCUUGGAAACAACCAUCACGAGCUUCACGACGAGAUCUCCAAUGGUAUCUGGCACUUCGCCAAUGACUGCAUCAAGGUGGCCGACAAUGUCUUGUCGCCACACGUCGGAGACCCGGAGAACCCCCAUUUGGACGAUGCGAUUCGCACCGCGACCGUUGCUCUUGCGCUCGUUGGCUUCCUCGAUGCGGUAUCCGCCCAGGCAGACUUCUGGAGAGUGGACGGCCGGCUGUAUCUUAUACAAAAGAUCCGACAGCUCCUCUCAGAGCCCUUUCUGGUCGCAGUCGAGACCGCGAUUUCCACCAUCCGCAACUCCCUCAGCUCGGACAGAGACGUCAAGGAGUGGAAGAGGCAUUUGCGCCACUACGCUGCAGCAGGGAGACCCCUUGGGGCCAUGCUGCUGCAGCGCAGCUUCAUGUGGCUGGUCUUGGCGAGUAGUUCUUUGAUGGUUGCGGAUGGGGAGCGCCUUCGGACGACUCACAUCCUGGAUAUCCUCAUGUCCAAGGACGGCAACUCGAGGUCCGGCGCAAGUCUGGAUGCAGAGGCCGAUACCAGCUCAGUCGAGACGUAUACUGGCCUUGCUAUUGAGCAGAUGCACUACAUCGAGGCCGGUGCAGACUUCGUACGGCUUGGAGCUCACUCCCAGCAACAGCUUGCUUUUGCCGUCAAAUCUGCUGCUAUGAUUACGUACCUAAACUGUGCUUUGCUGAAUGAGGAGAUUGCGGAUGCGGACGUUCUCACCACGUGGCUGCAGGAGGCACUGGAAGACCCUCUCCAGAUGGCCGAUGAAACACUGGCAUCUACUGUUCUGCAGUGCCUGGCUCUAAGCUGUCGUAUCGCUCCCGCAUUCUCGUCGACUGUCAGCCGCGUGCUUCCCCGUUUCCUCGUUCAAACCAUACCUCAGGGCAGCACCGUUGGGGUGGCAUCCAAGAGUCUCGCAUAUGUCCUGAGGCUGCUCUCGAAAGAUGCAGUCAUCAGCACUCUCUAUACCUUGGGCAAUGUUCUGAGUCCCGGCUCGGAUGCAGCCAUUGCGCUGCAAGCAAAUGGCACCGCCGGCGAAGCGAACUUGGUCCCUGUGUAUGCUAACAGACACUCUACGGGAAGCGCCAUUUCUCUUCAGAUGAACGGCGAGGAAGAAACGGCCAUCAUCUAUGGCAACGUUGUCCAGGCGAUAUGCGGCAUCGCAGCAGCAUGCGACGAUGAGAAGAUUACGGCUCUUGCCCAAUCCAUGCUGUUGCAGAAGCUCGACAAGGUCAACGUCAGUGUGGACACUCAAGUCAUAGCUGGCGCAGCUACAUUGGCCCUUAGUGGAGGCCAACUGGAGUUCCGCUCUCUUCUCAAGCUAUACUCGAGGAUCUGCCAUGUUGGCGUGGUAGAGAAGAAAGACUUCCUCUUGGGCUCAGUCAAGAGAGCUCGCGCCCACAUCUCUGCUCGCCUGCGUCGGGAUUCACCCUUGUUCGACAUCUACUGGGAGCAUCUGCUGGACAGCAUCAUUUCUCUCGGAGACGCUCACGCAUCCGGGCAGACCAAAGACUCGGAUGUGCAGUUGGCUGCUCUGGAGAUUGGCGAGCUGCUUCAUCCUCUCGCCGUAUUCAUGGCCAGCAAUGAUCUUGCUUCUGAACCCCUGGCAAACGACGACUCGUAUGUUCUCCUAAGGGAUGCGUGGUUCAACAUUGUUGUACACGGCUUCAUGACAACUACCGAACGUGGCAAGAAGUACAUCGAUGAGCUUCGUAUGAUUGCCGUGCACUCUCCCGCAUUGGUGGCGAGCCAACGCAGCGAGCAAGUCGAGAGUGACAUUGAGCUGAAUACCGUCCUGAGAAGAGGGCAUAGCAACGAGCGAGAGGCGAUGCAGAAGAAGCUUCUCAGCGAGCUCGUGCCCUCAAAGGCAGCUGACAUUAAGAGCCUCAGCUACCGAAAGGUCAUCUUCCUUCAAGCCGCCUACCUGGUUGAAAGUCUUCGCGCCGACGCCGGCGAUUGCACCAAGGCUCUGACAUACUUUUUGGAGCCGGCCAUGCGAAAGGGAGAUGUCAGCAGCACGAUGGAGGGAAUUGCUGCUGCUGUCGUCGACAAGUACUUGAAGAAGACGCUCGCCGGCAUUGACCCAAGCUUCUCCUCCCAGUAUGCCGCCACUCAGCUUGUCUCCAUCUUCCGCAAUUGCUGUCAUCGCAUCGAGCGAGUCCAACAGGCCGCAUUUGCGUGCGCGGACCGUAUCAUCAAGGACGUCCCUUCGGCGUUGUGUCACAGAACAUCCCUCUUCGCUUUGCUGGAGCUGCUCUCCCUCCUAUGGACGAGCUGUCUGGAGGCUGAGACCGAUGUCUACACGCCGCGGUCUAUCUUCACUUCCAAGCUUGGCGAUGUGACGCUGGAACUAUCCGACGACUACGAUUUCCGUCGCUGGACGCUGGACGCCCUUAACCGGAAGGCCAAGGCAUGGGUUACCACUGCCAUCAACCUGGCGCCCUUGGAUGUCAAAGGCCUUCUCCAGACAUACUUGUCGGAAUUUGAAGACGACGGCGCAUACGGCCAUGUUUCGCUCGGUCGUUCUUUCGCUCUGGAAGUUGGAUCCAUCAUCCCGUCAACGGACAGCAGGCUGCAGUCGCUCGACCGCGUUGGAGACACUGCUCUCAACACAGCGUCUGACCUUAUCGCUCAGUAUACUACUCGCCAGGAGUACCGCUAUGGUGAAACGCUGCCAGAUAGGGGAUCCGAGUUGAUCACCUUCAUGAACAUGAACCGCCGGUCGUCGUUUGCUCGAAUCUUGAGUAAGAAGUCCACUUCUUUGAACGAGGUUCGAGAGAUUCUCAGACGGGCAGCCGCCCUGUUGUGCCGUGGCGGGAAAGAUGAAUCGGCCGUCGCUCGCUAUCUCGUGAACAUACCCUUUGCUCUCUUCACGAAGCAGUCCAUUAAGCUUGGCGUUUCGUUGUGGCUCGGUGUAAUGAACGAGAAUCCGCGACUGGAGCCCAAACUGCUGAACUCCAUUGCUCAGCAGUGGGAGCUUAGCAUCUCUCGCAAGGUCGGGCUGUUUCAUCCAGCCUUGAGCCAUCCGGACCCUUUCUUCCUCAAGGAAGAAUUCGCGCCAAGCGAGCUGGAGAUGCUGGCAAAGAAGCGACAAUUGGUGCACGACAUUCUGUCUCCUCACGCUCGUUUGCUUCAAUUCUUCAGCAGCCACUUCAAUGCCACCAGGCUUGGCUGCCCCGACAUUCAGCGGAUCUUUAUUCGCAUGCUCGACUUGACUCUGGACGCCGUGAAGCAUUGCACGUCCCAUCCACUGGCAAGAGAACUGCGUUUGCAAAUUGUCCUCUUUGGUCUACAGGUUCUACGAUGGAGCACAAUCAUCAACGCUACAUCCCAGUAUCGCUUCAAGGGCAAGAUUCUGUCGGCCGGUCUCUCCUGGUUCAGGAACUCACCCAGGUGGUCGUUUGGCAGCAACCUUGUGCAGCUGAAGACUGAGUUCCGCCUCAUCUCCGAUGUCCUCGCCGCCAUGAAAGUGGUUGCUCCCAUCGGAGCCAACACAUCCGGCGUAAACUCGCUACGCUCCAAGGAACAGCUGCUGCAACUGCUGUUGGAGAACGAGCAAUCGCGUCUGACAGUGUGGAUCAGCCCUCUCAACCAGCACCAUGCUCACUUGACGCUUCAUCACAGCUCGCCGAAAGCUGCGACGGAAGCUGCUCUCCUGCCUCUGGUGCCUACUGCCUGGUUCGAAGACCCUGCAAUUGCUAUUGAGCUGGCGACGAGAUUCCACUACCCCCGAUUGACUCGCGAGAUCAGAUUGCUUCUCCUUGCGAUGCCGGAAAGAGCCAUCUCUGAGCCUGAGGCCCUUUCUCUCAUCCUUGGAGGACAUCUACCUGACGAUGUCGGCCCUCAACUAAAGUAUCUCUUGUUCUGGGAACCAGUCAAUCCGCUCACUGCCGUGACUCUCUUCCUACCAGCAUACAGAGAUCAUCCGUUCCUUAUCCAAUACGCCAUGCGAGCUCUGGAGAGCCAUUCCGUGGAUAUCACGUUCUUUUACGUGCCUCAAAUUGUGCAAACGCUGCGUUACGAUACCCUCGGCUACGUGGAGCGAUAUAUCCUUGAGACUGCGCAGUUUUCUCAGCAUUUCGCUCACCAGAUCAUCUGGAACAUGAAGGCCAACGCGUACAAGGACGACGAUGCGCAGAUUCCCGAUGCUAUCAAACCAACUCUUGACGCCAUCAUGACCAAGAUGGUUGACAGCUUUGCUCCCGAGGACAGAGACUUCUACCAGCGAGAGUUUGCCUUCUUUGACGAAGUCACCAGCAUUUCGGGCAAGCUGAAACCGUACAUCAAGCGGCCGAAACCAGAGAAGAAGCAGAAGAUUGAGGAAGAGCUGCGGAAGAUUCAAGUUGACGUCGGUGUCUAUCUUCCCAUUGACGCCGACGGCAUCGUCAUUGGCAUCGAUCGCAAGUCUGGAAAGCCUCUGCAGAGUCACGCCAAGGCUCCCUACAUGGCCACUUUCCGCAUCAAGAAGCACAAGGGCGGCCUCGAGCAAGAGGCUCAGCUGCUGGAGGGAACGGCAGGAGGAGAGGGCAAGGAGCCCGAGGACAACACCGUCGAGAUAUGGCAGUCGUGCAUCUUCAAGGUCGGCGACGACUGCAGACAGGACGUGCUGGCGCUGCAGAUGAUUGCCGCCUUCCGAGGCAUCUUCCACAACGUCGGACUCGACGUCUUCGUGUUCCCGUACCACGUCACCGCGACGGCCCCCGGCUGCGGUGUCAUCGAGGUGCUCCCCAACUCCAUCUCGCGAGACAUGCUCGGCCGCGAAGCCGUCAACGGGCUCUACGACUACUUCGUGUCCAAGUACGGCAACGAAGACUCCCUCCGCUUCCAGCAGGCCCGCAGCAACUUUGUCAAGUCCAUGGCCGCCUACUCCGUCAUCUCCUUCCUGCUGCAGUUCAAGGACCGCCACAACGGCAACAUCAUGAUUGACGACGCGGGCCACAUCCUGCACAUUGACUUUGGCUUCUGCUUCGACAUCGCGCCCGGCGGCAUCAAGUUCGAGCGCGCGCCCUUCAAGCUGACGAGCGAGAUGAUGGCCGUCAUGGGCGGCUCGACGGAGCACCAGAGCUUCAAGGCGUUCGAGCAGCUCUGCAUCAAGGCCUUCCUCGCCAGCAGGCAGUACUGCGACAAGCUCAGCCAGAUCGUGCAGCUCAUGAUGGACAGCGGCCUGCCCUGCUUCAAGCCCGAGAGCGUGCAGAACUUUAGGGACCGCUUCGUCAUGGACAAGACGGAGCGCGAGGCGGCCGACUUCAUGAAGGACUUGAUUAAGAAGAGCUAUUCGAGCUACAGCACGGGCAUCUACGACCAGUUCCAGCUGCUUACCAAUGGUAUCCCUUACUGA